This is a messenger RNA of Colossoma macropomum (tambaqui), 2417 nucleotides long. RefSeq names its product complement C1q-like protein 4. Bases 607 to 1272 code for a protein of 221 amino acids. The record is from RefSeq and is a predicted model, not a curated record. Gene Ontology annotation, molecular function: protein binding. Lineage: Eukaryota; Metazoa; Chordata; Actinopteri; Characiformes; Serrasalmidae. The transcript has 4 exons.
CCCAGACUGUGAGGAGGAAUGCUGAUAGCCUUGGCUUUACUGAGAGACAGUGAUAGCUUUUGGGGAUUUCACUACUGACAUUAACAUGUGGAUGAUCAAUAAUGAUUGAGGCAGGAGGAUUUUUAUGCACAUUGCAUAUUGAAUAUCAUCUUUUCCCAACAAUUAGCAAUGUGAAUGAGCAACAAUGACAAAAUACUCCUGUUGUGAUCAACAGAACUGUCCACACCAGACGUUGGAGGCAGAGCACUGUUUUGAAGAGUGCCUCAUUUCUAUUUUUGUCACAACAUGCUGACGUUUCUCCUCAAACACUGCAGUGAAGAUGCGGUCAAACUAGACGGACAUAUACUCUUAACCUUUGGCCUGAGUUGUUCUUUCUACCUCACUGAGUCUGUUGGUGUAGAUUGCAAUAGAAUGUUUGCCAGCACAAAUCUAUAUGUCCACAACCUUCAGGCUCAAAGCAAACAGGUUACGUUACUAUGUUUCUCAAUGGUCCUGUUAGCUGAAUCAUUGAGCCCUUAGACUAAAAAACUGACCAAAGUCCAGCACACUGAGCUUUGGCAUGAGUACCAAUGGAAGACAGCCUGCCUGAAGGACCAUUUGGUAAAAAUGAUGAGAUCUGCUGUUUUUUCUCUGCUGCUGCUUGUGUGUCUUUUAGAGGACAGUAUCGGGGAGACCGAUGAUUUGUCCAGUUCAUUUAUCCAACUGGACAUCUCUGGAGAACUGAAGAGUCUGAAAGACCUGGUUAAUCAGCAAGCAGCUGUGAUAGAAGAGCUGAGGAAAGAGAAUGCAGCACAAGCAAGUGAGCUGUCAGCCUUGAAGAAAGAGGUGGACAAACUAAAGAACGAAAGUGCAGAUAGACCAAAAGUGGCUUUCUCUGCUGGUUUAGGCCCACCUGCUGAACAGAAAGGCCCAUUCAGUGCUGACACUAACCUGAUCUACAGUAAAGUCCUAACAAACAUUGGAGGUGCCUAUAACCCAUAUACAGGUGCCUUCACAGCUCCAAUCACGGGGGUCUACUAUAUUCGAUUUACAGCCAGCUCCUAUGGCAGCACCAGCAACAACAUGGGACUGAAUCUGUACAAAAAUGGGCAGUAUCUGCUGCAUUUGGGUGAAAAUGGAGUCGAUGGCAUAGCUAAGCAUGUGUCGAGUGGAAUCACUCUGGAGCUGGCGGCAGGAGAUGUGGUGUACACCCGCCUCCCAGCAAACUACGUGGUCUGGGGUGGCACAGACCUCCGCACUACUUUCAGUGGCUUCCUCAUCUUCCUCUUGUAAAAGUCAAAAGGGACAAGUGCUAAAAUGACUGGGAGGUUUGAUGUUCUUUGCGAUGAAAAUCUGACUCUUUUACUCAAGAAAGAGCUUGAAAUUCCCCAAAGUCCUUAUGUCAGUGACUUAGCUUACUAAUCCGGUUACAAUUAAUAACACUGCAGAAUCAAAUCAUACAAUUCUUAUAAUGGGUUUGUACGGUGCACCCAUCCCCCAGGCUCCGAUGACAGCCGCAAGAGCCGGCGGGAAGGUGGGGCCAGAAUCCCGAACACUGGUGAGGGACACAGUGACGGCGGGAGGAGGAUGUCGUCCACCAGAGAGGGAAUGAUGAUGAUGAUGACGGCCAAGAGAAGGAACGAGAGCUUGUUGCUCCGCCUACCUGUCACCUUCUCCACUCCGCAGCUCGGCCGCCCGGUCGAACAGGGAAAUUAAUGUGGCCCUGCUGCAGAACCGGAGGCACCACCCAGGAGGCGGGGCUCGGGACUCACGUGCCACCCCCCCGCACGCUUGCGGUUCUCUUCUCUGCGCUGUCCUCGCGGGGCUUCAUCCUCACUCGGAGUUCGGCUUCCUGCCAGCUCUUGAGUCGUCAUCAGGGCCCGGGGGAUGGGUGCAUGCCACAAGGUUGUAAGCUCAAUCACAACUAAUGGUUUGUUGUAAAUACCUAACAACCAACUAGAUUGUAUUUUAGUUUGUAGUAAAUCUCCAAGUGGGUCUCAAAUGUAAAAUUACAAUUUUUAAAACUAUCACUACUCACUGAAAAUUCCUUGGUUAGAGAGUAACAAAACAGAAGUACUCCUCUACUGUAGAACCACUUCUAAUACAGGAACUUCAUUAUUUACUUGACUGAAGAUGAAUGUUUAUUUCACUACAGUGCUGAAAAACCAUCAAUUGCAGACUUUUAAUAUGUUAUGCUUAUGUAAAUAAAUGUCAGUGCAGUUGUAGACAUUUCAAAAUGUGAGUAAAAUGACAGAUAUUGGGACUUUAGUAUAAAGAAAGAAGUAAGAACCUUAAUGUAAACACAGGGGACUUGCUUUAUCAGACAAUUGAACAAGUUCUUUCUUUUUUCAGUUGAAGAAUUUGUGUUUCUUGCAUGUCCAAAAUGACACAGUCUAAAUAAAACUACAGACAACACUAAAUCGAUAAGUCAAAAUCUA